AUGUCUUCAUUUGUUAUUGAAUUAGAUCUCCUCAGAACAUUACCAAACAACAAGCAUUAUGAGAGCCUAAAUUCUGACGGCAUUCCCAAGCUACGUCGUGUACUUCUUGCUUACAGUAGACACAACCCAUGUGUUGGAUAUUGCCAGGGUAUGAACAGACUGGCAGCAUGGGCCAUGCUCUUUCUUCCAGAGGAAGAGGCAUUUUGGUGUUUAGUUGGGAUUAUGGAUUAUAUCAUGCCUCCAGAUUAUUUUGGAAAAACUAUGAUGGCAGCACAGGCUGAUCAAAGGGUUGUUAAGGAUUUGAUAGCAGAAAAACUCCCCAGAAUCAAUGCACACUUUGAAAAAAAUGAGCUUGACAUUUCCUUAUUCACAUUUAAUUGGUUUUUGACCCUUUUUGUUGACAAUGUUCCCCCAGAAACCACCCUGAGGAUAUGGGACAGUUUUCUAUUAGAGGGAAACAAGGUGCUGUUCCGCUUCUGUCUGGCUUUUCUCAAGUUUAAAGAAGAAGACAUUUUGAAACAAAGGGAUAUGAUUUCUUUAAAUAAUUAUUUGAGGACUUUGGGUGAAAAAAUUUUUGACGUUGGGAGAUUAUCCCAGAUAGCAUUCACAGAAUUGAAUCCAUUCCCUAUGAAAUUUGUCAAGCAAAGAAGAGCUUUCCAUCUUCCACAAGUUCAGCUUGAACUUGAGGAACUGGAUGCCUUGAGAGGUGAAAUUCGUGAAAAGAAAGAUCAAACAGAUCUUAUGGAGUUCUCAAGUGAUGAUGAUCUGUAGUGGACAGUCUUCAACAUGAGAUGGAAAAAAAUUACACAAAACAAUCACAAGAAUUUAGUGUAUUGACAAUUUUACAAUCAACAUGGGGAAAAGCAGUCAUUUUAUGUGGCUAAGGACUAUAGUUAAUGAUAAAACAAUGCAAUCACAGCUGCACAGACUUCAAGCAAACUAGAACAAUCAAACUAAAGUGAUAGCAUUGAUUUCCAAAUAUCGGUCUGAUCUGAUAUUCAUUUAUGUGUCCUAAAUAAUACCCACAGCCUUCUCAAUAAGACUAUAUUUCACACCAAAGUGACAAUCUUAUUAAAGUGCUCCUCCCAGAUACUGAAAAAGAAUGCACUAGGGAACACUAUCAUUAAACUGCUGUAAAUCGGCCACAAAUAAACAGACAACAAUUUUCAAACCUGAACUUUGAAUACAUGGUUGGGAGUUGUUAAGAGAAAAUGGUAACAGAUAUGGUCUUUCAAAGUGCCAAUUUUUCAUUACUCAGUAAGAAGUUCUGUUGUAACAGUAUGAAGUUGUGAUUUAACAUAUCAUCAUGUGCAUACCAGAACACCCGUUUGUGCCUGCAGCAGCAUUUUCAAGCUUUUUAAGUUUUAAAAAAGGAAAUGUACACAAGGCUUCAUAAAUAUAGUUAACUUUUUUUAUUUAGAAACCUCAAGUAUAACAACAAAUAAUAAAACAAAAAUAAUA
This is a messenger RNA of Lingula anatina, 1461 nucleotides long. RefSeq names its product TBC1 domain family member 2B. Gene Ontology annotation, biological process: regulation of GTPase activity. Gene Ontology annotation, molecular function: GTPase activator activity; small GTPase binding. Lineage: Eukaryota; Metazoa; Brachiopoda; Lingulata; Lingulida; Lingulidae. The record is from RefSeq and is a predicted model, not a curated record.